Messenger RNA from Aureobasidium pullulans EXF-150, 1875 nucleotides. RefSeq names its product WD40 repeat-like protein. Bases 1 to 1875 code for a protein of 624 amino acids. The record is from RefSeq and is a predicted model, not a curated record. NCBI's taxonomy places the organism in Eukaryota, Fungi, Ascomycota, Dothideomycetes, Dothideales, Saccotheciaceae. The transcript has 2 exons. Gene Ontology annotation, molecular function: protein binding; ubiquitin ligase activator activity; anaphase-promoting complex binding. Gene Ontology annotation, biological process: positive regulation of anaphase-promoting complex-dependent catabolic process; positive regulation of ubiquitin protein ligase activity; anaphase-promoting complex-dependent catabolic process. Gene Ontology annotation, cellular component: anaphase-promoting complex.
AUGCGCUCCGCUCGUUUGGAAGCCAAGUUUGGCGCAAAAUCUGAAGACGUACACACACCGAAGCUCCCAUCACCUCCAGGAACAAAGACGCCGCCUACCGUGCCGCAGACCCGUUCAAAGCAUAGUGACAACAACAUCAACAACCAGAAAGAUGCCCAGUCAACCACCUCGCGCAAGACAUCGGAAGCUGUUGACCCAGAUGCUCUGAGCAAAGCAUUGCAGCAGUUUGAAGAAGCUGGCCGAAACAGAGAACACACACCAGGCGAGAGCCCCAAGCGCAAGAGGCAGCGCGUCUACACGGACCGAUUCAUACCCAACCGAGCUGGACAGGACCUACAUGCCAGCUACAACUUGCUACACGACCAAGGCUCGCCCGCCACUCCCCAUCGCUCCAUCAAGAAACCUCCGGUCAAUGAGCUUAAUGUACAAAAGACAGACGAGGCUAACCGCACAUAUUCGUCCAUCCUCCGCUCUGAGAUGUUCAACGAUGAGAUCCCUCAAACCAUCCCUCAGCAUGACAAGUCUCUUACACCUCCUGGCAACUUCAACCUUACUCCUUCAACGCCACACAAGAAUCUGUUCUCAUACAAAUCCACGCAUCCGACGCCCUCCUUGACUCCACGCUCGCAUUCACGCACGGAGCGAGGGCCAAACAUCAAUGCUCGCUCCGAUAUCUAUAGCUUGUCACCAGUCAAGUACUCGUCACAGUCUAUGUUGCUAUCACCGCGCAAGACGCCCAGAGCUGUCAGCAAGGUCCCCUACAAGGUUCUUGACGCUCCUGAGUUGGCAGACGACUUCUACCUCAACCUUGUCGAUUGGGGUUCGAGCGGUGUCUUAGCUGUCGGUCUGGGUGACAGUGUUUACCUAUGGAACAGCGAAUCUGGAAAGGUAGAGCAGCUGUGUAAAUUGACGGCAGACACCGUCACCAGUGUUGGUUGGAUACAAAGGGGCUCGCAUCUGGCAGUUGGCACAGGCAGGGGCCAUGUCCUCAUCUUUGACACGGUCACACAACGGAGAUUGAGAACAAUGAUUGGCCACUCGGCUCGAGUUUCUUCGUUGGCGUGGAACGCUCACAUCCUCUCGACAGGCAGUCGCGAUCGAACAAUCCUCCAUCGUGACGUACGUUCACCGCAGCAAUAUCUAUCGAAGCUCGUCGGCCAUAAGCAGGAGGUCUGUGGCUUGCGCUGGAACAGUGACACAAACCAGCUGGCAUCUGGCGGCAACGACAACAAGAUCUUCAUCUGGGAUGGUCUUGACGAUCGCUGGUUGCAUCGUUGGGGCGAACAGGAGGGCGGUCACAAGGCUGCUGUAAAGGCUAUUGCAUGGUCACCGCAUCAACGUGGCUUGCUGGCUUCUGGAGGUGGUACUGCAGACCGCUGCAUCAAAUUCUGGAACACCAUUUCAACUGCUCAGCAUUCUGCAAACGCCGCCUUGACGAGCGCAAACUCUACUCACGCACAUUUGGAUCUCACAUCUGCUUCUCUUUCGGCCUUGCCGCAUCACGCCUCUCCUGAUCCCAUGACCUCGACACCUCAAAACCCCCACCUCUUGCGCAGCCAUGACACUGGCUCACAGGUCUGCAAUCUCCUCUUCUCAACCUUGACGUCUGAGCUCGUCUCGACGCACGGUUUCUCCCAACAUGCCAUCAACAUCUGGAAAUACCCAUCCAUGUCGCAAGUAGUCAGUCUGACUGGUCACACAUACCGUGUACUCUAUCUCAGCAUGAGUCCCGACGGCAGUGUAAUUGUCACCGGAGCUGGAGACGAGACACUUCGCUUCUGGGACGCUUUUGGCGGCGUUGGAAAAGCCAACAGGAAUGAAAACAGUGUCACUGGCAAGGGAAGUCUUGUCAAGGAGUGGAACGUGAUUCGGUAG